UCGCUGAUUGCAACUGCGCACACACCUUUGUUUUCUGCUAUUCCACAGCACACUAGAAAUUUCUAAAUUAUUUUGAAUCUUUUUUCUGCAAAAUGUCAUUCAAUUAAAUUAGCUUUCCCUGUCUACGUUGUGGCGUUUAUACCAAAACAAGAAGGCAUCAGGGAAAGAAUCUGGCUGAAUCUGGACAUGCGUGUGUUUCAUUUUAAGCAUAUGCACAUUUUUACUUUCAGUUUGCUUUAAUCAGGGGCAAGUUCUCUUCAAGGUGUCAUGGCUCAGGAUCGUUGGUGUUUGCAGCCAUUGCUGUGGUUCACUUUAACUAACCUUUUCCAGUGUACUCCUGCUGUGGAGCAUGUCCCUGUGCUGGUGUGGUCGACAUUUGGCUCUUUAUGGAACCUGGAAAAAAAACCACACGAGGGUCAUAUCGUUAAAAACGAGGAACUACAAACAUUCCUGAAACCAAUUUUUAACCAAGGUUCCCAGAACGUUGUGCUAUUUCUUCAGGAUGAGCUUAGUGUUGAAGACUUCACGCAGUAUAGCCCUGAAAAUGGAGAUGAUGAAACAUUCGGCAAUGUACAGCAAUUCCUGGAAACUUCAAACUCAUCGCUGGUUCUGCCAUCAGUAGAUUGGAGGGCCAUUCAAUAUCUAAUGGAAAAUCUAACUUGGACCGAAAUACACAAUGACAUUGAUCAUGAAAUGGAACUGGAAAUGGAUCCUUCAAAACCAAACCUGAUUGUAGUAAAGUUGGCACCUGUUGAUCGCAUGACUAACGUCAAAAUGGCACAGGGUCUGAGCAACAAUGAUAAGGUAAUCGGGGGGACAACUAAUACUUUGAUACGGAAAGGAAUGCAAUUUUCUGCUAUUUACACAGCUUUGAGACCUUCUGUGGUUAUUAGAGGCAGCGCUGAAAGAAUGAUUCACACUGGACGGAGAUUGAUGGCCUCAGAUUCAACUCGUCCUAUGCCGUACCCACCAGUGAAUGUGACAAAUGGCACAGACACUUGCAUUCUCUUUCACGCUACCAGCCUGCAACUAAAAGUCAAUGGAACACUCAUCGACUUGACCAAUGAAACCUUUAUUUCCAGAUCGGUGGACACCGAUAGUUCCAUGUGUUCAACCGAUAAUGUCACGUUAUCACUCAAGUAUUCACUCCAACAAAGUCCAAGUCUCAGUGUUAAGACUCUAGAAAUCAGGUUUCUGAUGAGGAACCGUUUCUACACUGUAUCAGCUCGGCACUGGUUUACUUUAGACUUUGUUGAGAUAUUGCAGGAUGAAGUGAAUGUUGCAGUGUUUAAUGUAUCCAGCAUCUCAGCCCCACAUGAAUAUUCCUUCCACUGUCAGCUGGUCGGAACCAGUGGGCUCUCUGGGGUAGUGUUUAUUCCAGCUAAUGUUGCUGCUGGAGCCUGGACCAUCACAAUUUCUGAGUUUCAGAUUCAGGGUUUCAACGUGGAGGACAACCGAUUUGCUUAUGCCAGUGACUGUACUUCCUUCUUUACAAGGGCUAUUUGGAUGGCCCUGAUAACAUCGCUGAUUUUUUUGUACAUCCUCACCUUUGGCAUACACAUGAUUAUGCACUUGACAACAAAUGACCGCUUUGAUGAUCCCAAAGGCCCAGCCUUAAUAGUUCCCCAGACUGACUAGGUCAACCUGAGUUCUCAAGCUCUCUCUCUUGUGUUAACUGGUGUAGGGAGGAACUGCAGUCACUGGUUGACACCAAAGAUAGACACAAAAUGCUGGUGUAACACAGAGGGUCAAACAGCAUCUGUGGAGAACAUGGAUAGAUGAAUUUUCGGGUUGAGACCUUCUUCAAAAGAAAGAUAUCGACCCGAAACGUCACCUAUCCAUUUUCUCCAGAGGUGCUGCCUGACCUGCUGAGUUACUCCAACAUUUUGUGUCUAUCUUCUGUUGUUAACUAAAUCGAAUUAUUGCUGAAUAUGUGAGUACAGAUUUCCCCAUUCACGGUAUAAUCUGGUUAGUUAGAAUUUUGAGUGUUAGUUUUUGAGUGUUAGUAUAUUCCAGUUUGAACAUGAAUUAAUUCUGUAGUUUUCAGCAUCUGAUGGAUAAAGUUGACCGGAAAGGAUGAUGUACAGGUCACUUAAUCAUAGAGUCAUACAGCAUGGAAACAUGCCCUUCAGCCCAACUUGCCCACACUGUCCAACAUGUCCUAUCUACACUAGUCCCACUUGCCUGCGUUUGACCCAUAUCCCUCUAAACCUAU
Messenger RNA from Amblyraja radiata (thorny skate), 2215 nucleotides. Its product is annotated as V-type proton ATPase subunit S1-like. Bases 268 to 1638 code for a protein of 456 amino acids. Gene Ontology annotation, molecular function: ATPase activator activity. The transcript has 10 exons. NCBI's taxonomy places the organism in Eukaryota, Metazoa, Chordata, Chondrichthyes, Rajiformes, Rajidae. The record is from RefSeq and is a predicted model, not a curated record. Gene Ontology annotation, cellular component: proton-transporting V-type ATPase complex.